Molecule: messenger RNA, 1346 nt
Organism: Stylophora pistillata
Lineage: Eukaryota; Metazoa; Cnidaria; Anthozoa; Scleractinia; Pocilloporidae
Molecular function (GO): protein binding
Source: RefSeq, a predicted model, not a curated record
CAAAGAUGGCGGAUCAAAGUUGCCCUAGUGAAUGUAAACAAAAAAUUUAGAGAGGGUAUGUAAGGUCGGUUAAAAAAAAAUGCCUGGUGAAGAAGACUCUGAUAGUGACGUACAACAAGGAGCGACAUGGGAGCAUCAGUCCUUGGCACAGGUAAAGAUAAAAGUUUUGAGAGGACAUAAAGAUGCAGUAAACAGCUGUUCAUUUGCCUUUGAGGACUCCAAAAUAGUUACUGCAUCACAUGACAAGACUCUGAGGCUUUGGGAUGCUAUCUCUGGAGCACAAGUCAAUGUUUAUAAAGGUCACAAUUCCUAUGUUACAUGCUGUCACACAGACCCUAACAAAGCCAGGAUAGCUUCAGGUGGAUGGGAUAAAAGACUUCUUGUCUGGGAUAUUCAGACGGGCACAAUUCUGUGGGAAGCAAUUAAUGAUGGUAUAGUGACAUCGUGUCACUUCUCUCAUGAUGGACGUUACCUUGUCAACAGUAGUGACCUCGAUUUUGCUGUCAGUUUAUGGGAUGUCAGGGAAGGAUCUCUCAUCAAGAAAAUUUUCAAUCACAAGAGUACAGUCACAUGUUGUCGCUUUGCUCCAAACCAAAACAGGAUUUGUACAACCUCCAUGGACAGAACAACAAAGAUCACAGACAUGCUUACAUUUACAAAUGAUUACAAUGUUACUCUUACGAUGGGAGGACAUAUCAAUGUUAUCUCGAGCUGUUCCUUCAGCAGUGAUGAACACUUACUGGCCACAGGAUCAUGGGAUAAAAAUAUUAAGAUAUGGGAUCUUGCCACUGGUGUCUAUAGGAAUCAUGGACCAAUCACUCUUUCAAAAGGACAUGAAGGUUCCAUUAGUGCAUGCAACUUCAGUGAAGAUGGAAGCAUGUUAGUUUCUUCAUCGUAUGAUGAAACUUUGGUUAUCUGGGAUGUUGAAAACUGCUGUCAGAAAUUUGCCCUUAAGGGUCACACCGGUUGGGUGAAUGAUUGCAGAUUUAGUACUGACCAGAAGUGGAUAAUAUCUUGCUCAAAUGACAAAACAGUGCGUAUGUGGAACAUAGAGUCAAGUGAUGACAUACCAGUGGUAUUAGAACAUAGAAAAAACAUUGGAUUAAGAAUUGUCCAGUGUCAAAACUGCAGCAAGCCUUUCUCUAUUGCACAAUUGGAUGAUGAACUAAAUCACAAGUACUGUGUUUUCUGUCGCUUGGAGCACCCUUCUGAAUUCUCAGCUUCACCACUUGACUUUGACAUAUGAUCAACAACCAUGAUAUAAAGCAAUGAACAAGUGAUUAACAUGUAACUUCUCCCCAUGAUAUGCAUGCAUACAUUAUCCAGCAAACAGGUAAUGAGAAUAC